AGGAAAAAAAUGAAAGCGAAAAAGAGAAGAAAGAAAAACGCGUUUUCUUCAAACAUCACUGUUGAACUUGACUCUUCUUUCUCUCUCUUCCAUUUCUUCUUCUUCUUCUUCUUCUUCUUCCCCUCACCCAGCAAUUCUAGGGUUGGGGUUUCAAAGAGGAAAACCCUCUCCUUCCUUCUUCAUCUACUUGGAAAAAGGGUUUGGGGUUUUUAUACGGCCCUCCAAAGGGUAAUCAAAGAUGGUUUCUUUUCUCUCUUCAGUGAUCAAAUGGCAUUUUUUUGACAAACGACUCUGCCCUCUUCUUCUCUUGUUCCUUUCACUGCUCUGCUUUACUUGUAACGGUGUCGUUUUAGCUGGUUUCGAUGAUAAAUCCGUCCUCGUUCAGUUCAAAAACUCACUGUCCGACCCAUCAGGCUUCCUCUCCAACUGGAAUCUGGAAAAUAGCAACGACUCCAAUCACUGCUCAUGGUUUGGCGUUUUAUGUGACUCUAAUUCUCGUGUCGUUUCGCUCAACAUUUCGGGGGGUGGCAAACAAGGUAAUUUAAGUGAAACUGACGAUGGGUUUCAAUUUUCGUGUUCUGAUUAUGCUCAGUUUCCGAUUGAAGGGUUUGGUAUUAGGAGAAAUUGUGAGGGUGUUAGAGGAAAAUUGAGUGGAAAAUUGUUGUCUGCUAUUGCUGAUCUUACUGAACUUAGAAUUUUGUCUCUUCCAUUUAAUGGGUUACAUGGUGAAAUUUCUAAAGAAAUUUGGGGCAUGAAAAAUUUGGAAGUUCUCGAUCUAGAAGGCAAUUUGUUGAAUGGAUCUCUACCUUUUUCGUUUCCCGGGCUAAAAAAAUUGAGGGUGCUUAAUUUGGGGUUUAAUAGAAUAGCUGGUGAGAUACCGGCUUCAUUCUCAGAUUUUGAGAGUUUGGAAGUGUUAAAUUUGGCUGGUAAUCAGGUGAAUGGAACAGUACCUGCCUUUGUUGGAAGGUUGAGAGGGGUCUAUUUGUCAUUUAAUAAGCUCGGUGGGUCUGUGCCGAGUGAAAUUGGAGAGAAUUGUGGCAACCUUCAGCAUUUGGAUUUGUCAGGGAAUUACUUGGUUGGUGGAAUUCCUCAGAGUUUGGGAAUGUGUUUUCAGUUGCGAUCCUUGUUGCUGAAUUCCAAUAUGUUGGAGGAAGUUAUUCCAGCUGAAUUAGGCAUGCUUCAGAAUCUUGAAGUAUUAGAUGUGUCAAGGAAUAGUCUUAGUGGCCCGAUACCUGUUGAGGUUGGAAACUGUUCCAAAUUGACUGUUCUUGUGCUUUCAAAUCUAUUUGACCCAUUUGGCAAUGUUGGGAGUACAAGAGGGGAUUCUCCAGUCGAGCAAUCGACUUCAAUGAAUGACAAUUUUAACUUUUUUCAAGGUGGAUUUCCGGAGGCAGUUACCUCUCUUCCAAACUUGAGGAUAUUGUGGGCACCACGGGCAACACUUGAGGGCAAGUUACCAAGCAAUUGGGGUACUUGUGACAACUUGGAGAUGCUUAAUUUUGGGCACAAUUUUUUCACAGGAGAGAUUCCUGGUGCACUUGGUCACUGCAAAAAACUGCAUUUUCUUGACUUGAGCUCAAAUCAGCUCACUGGAGAGCUUUCUGAGGAACUCCCAGUCCCUUGUACAACUCUCUUCGAUGUCAGUGGAAACACCCUGUCAGGUUCAAUUCCAACAUUUCAUAGUAGGGCCUGUCAUCCAGUGCCUUACUUAAGGGGGAACCUCUUUGAAAGCUAUGACCCACCUACAGCAUAUUUAUCAUUUUUAACAAACAAAGCUCAAGCUGCAACUCCUUUGUCAUUACUUGGAGGAGAUAAUGUUCUUGCAAUAUUUCACAAUUUUGGAGUAAAUAAUUUCACUGGCAGUCUACCGUCCAUGCCAAUCGCACCUGGAAGAUUAGGGAAGCAAACUGCAUAUGCAUUUUUUGCAGGAGAAAACAAACUUAGUGGACCAUUCCCAGGGCACCUGUUUGAGCAAUGUGAUAGAUUGAGCACAAUAAUGGUCAAUGUUAGCAACAAUGAAUUGUCUGGUCAGGUUCCAGAUGACAUUGGUACUAUGUGUAAAUCUCUUAAAUUUCUGGAUGCUUCGGGAAAUCAGAUUGUUGGGCCCCUUCCCCGUGGUGUUGGGGAAUUGAUGUCCCUUGUUGCUCUUAAUUUGAGUUGGAACUUUAUGCAUGACCAGAUUCCCACUAGUCUUGGGCAGAUAAAGAGUCUAAAGUAUCUUUCUUUGGCUGGUAAUAAACUCACUGGCUCUAUACCUUCCAGUCUGGGUCAGUUGCAGUUAUUGGAAGUGCUGGAUCUUUCUUCGAAUUCUCUCACUGGUGUGAUCCCAAAUGAUCUUGAGAACUUGAGAAGUUUGACUGCUCUUCUUCUCAACAAUAAUAAUCUCUCUGGGAAGAUUCCCUCUGGAUUGGCAAAUGUGUCUACUCUGUCAGCAUUCAAUGUGUCCUUUAAUAACUUGUCUGGGCCAUUGCCCUUAAGUACUAAUUUGACAAAGUGCAAUAGUGUUCUUGGAAACCCUUUUCUACAUCCUUGCCAGGUUUUUUCCCUCACAGUUCCAUCUUCAGAUAUUCAGGGAGCUGGGGAUCCACAGAAUUCUGCUGCAGCUCCUGUAGGAAGCCCAGUAAGUAGUGGUGGCCAUGGCUUCAAUUCAAUUGAGAUAGCAUCCAUUGCAUCUGCAUCGGCUAUUGUGUCAGUUCUUUUGGCUCUCAUUGUGUUAUUCUUCUACACCAGAAGAUGGAAUCCACAAUCCAAAAUAGGUUCUACCAGGAAGGAAGUAACAAUUUUCACAGACAUUGGAGUUCCAGUGACAUUUGAGAAUGUUGUACAGGCCACAGGAAAUUUCAAUGCAAGCAACUGCAUUGGGAAUGGAGGUUUUGGGGCAACUUAUAAGGCCGAAAUCUCACCAGGAGCCUUAGUGGCCAUAAAACGGCUUGCUGUUGGACGGUUUCAAGGGAUUCAACAGUUCCAUGCAGAAAUCAAAACCCUAGGAAGGCUUCGGCAUCCAAAUUUGGUCACCUUAAUUGGUUAUCAUGCCAGUGAAACUGAAAUGUUUCUUAUUUACAAUUAUUUGCCAGGGGGUAAUUUGGAAAAUUUUAUCCAGGAAAGAUCCACAAGGGCUGUGGAUUGGAGGAUACUUCACAAGAUUGCUCUGGAUGUUGCCCGUGCUCUUGCCUACCUUCACGAUCAGUGUGUACCACGUCUCCAUCGUGAUGUCAAGCCCAGCAAUAUCCUGUUGGAUGAUGAUUUCAAUGCUUAUUUAUCUGACUUUGGCUUGGCAAGGCUUCUAGGCACUUCAGAAACCCAUGCCACUACAGGAGUAGCUGGUACUUUUGGUUAUGUUGCCCCAGAAUAUGCAAUGACUUGCCGGGUUUCUGAUAAGGCUGAUGUUUACAGUUAUGGGGUUGUACUUCUUGAGCUACUUUCAGACAAGAAAGCUCUAGAUCCUUCAUUUUCCUCAUUUGGAAAUGGUUUCAACAUAGUUGCAUGGGGUUGCAUGCUCUUGCGACAAGGCUGUGCCAAGGAGUUUUUCACUUCAGGAUUAUGGGACGCAGGUCCUCACGAUGAUUUGGUAGAGGUUUUACACUUAGCAGUUGUAUGCACAGUUGAUUCUCUUUCAACCAGGCCAACGAUGAGACAAGUUGUAAGGCGGCUGAAGCAACUCCAACCUCCUUCAUUCUAGUGUCUUGAUAAGUCUUUAUUCAUUAACACAAUCGUUUGUAGAAGGAACCCAUUGUAAUUUAUGCUUCUGAGGUGGUAUUGUCAGUGGCUGUCUUGUAGGUAGAGUUAUCAACUGUAGUUAACUCCACUUGUAAAUUGUAUUGUAAUUUUGCAUCCAUUUUUCUGAUGAGGGGGCUCACUGAUGAAUCUGCAGAAGAAUGCAGAUGCUUGUUCCCACUUAUACUUGUAAUUGUAGUGUCAUUUGUUGUUUAAUAAAACAAUCAAAUAGAUUUACAUUCUGAGGAA
Molecule: messenger RNA, 3963 nt
Organism: Mangifera indica (mango)
Lineage: Eukaryota; Viridiplantae; Streptophyta; Magnoliopsida; Sapindales; Anacardiaceae
Product: LRR receptor-like serine/threonine-protein kinase RPK2
Biological process (GO): protein phosphorylation
Cellular component (GO): plasma membrane
Molecular function (GO): ATP binding; protein binding; protein kinase activity
Source: RefSeq, a predicted model, not a curated record